AUGGAAGACCCAAACCUAUACGUUAUCUGCGACUGUUGCGGUGUCUCUCUCGAAUAUGCCGAGUGCAUAGUGCACUGUUUAGAGCCUGUCUGUAACUUUGGCGGCCAGAGAUACGAUCUUUGCUCGGCUUGCCAUUAUCAGGGCAGGGCCUCGGGAUACCAUCAAAACUCGCACCCAUACGAAUUACACUACCCUAGCCAAAUACAGCCACACACACACCUACAAGCUACUCUAGCCCCUAGGCCCGGGAUAAUGAGAAUAAACUCUUUCUCUUCCAUCAACUCUCAGUCUUCCAUGGAAUCUCAAUCUUCAUACGAUUCAUCCAACUCUAACAACUCCCAAGCCUCAUACGACCCUCAACCUUCGUACAAUACCCAGCACUCGUACAAUCUCCAACCACCCUAUAACCCCCAAGCCGUGUAUGGAGAGCCUCACGAGUACAUGAUCAACGGGAGAACUGCCGCCCCAAAGCUAAUUCGCCUUGCCGCCGCUAUCUUCGAAGAUAUCGACAAUGCAGAUGCUAGCGUCGUAUGGCCAGUAUUCCAACGCCGUACCGAUCACUUCGAACCCGAGAAAUGCGCCUUUGUUAUGCAUCUCCUACAAUUCUAUGCCCAGUACAACGUCUUCCAGCGAAUUUACGACGAGGGCCAGGCGAAUGGCAAUGGCGUAGCCUGGAGCGACGCACAGGUUGCUCAUAUGUACGACAACUACGGUUGGGAAUAUCGGUUGGGUCAACGAGAGGGCACUCGUUAUUCUAUGCCAAUGUUGACCAAGAAUGGGUUCUUACAAAUGCUGAUGUGUGAGGCAUUGGUGGACCCAGAGGGCUUCUCAGCGAGACUGAAUGGAUUGUUGGAAUCGGUGGGUGGACUAGAGGACCCUCUGACCGGGGAUUGUUUCCACAUUGAGAGGGAGAGCUGGCCGAGUAUGCCAGAUGAUGCUGUGGUGCAGCAGAGGAAUGGAAUCCUGAGGAUGGUGGAGGAUACGAUUGAGGCAGCGAGGGGAUACGGGUCCUGGUAUCCAGCACAGGAGAGCGGUGGAUGGCAGCAGGACAGGGGUAUGAGGGCAUCUAAAGGGUCCUUCUUCCAGCGUGCAAGGAGGUUUGGGAAAAAUAUCUAG
Molecule: messenger RNA, 1116 nt
Organism: Morchella sextelata
Lineage: Eukaryota; Fungi; Ascomycota; Pezizomycetes; Pezizales; Morchellaceae
Exons: 1
Coding region: 1-1116 (371 amino acids)
Source: RefSeq, a predicted model, not a curated record